CCCUGAUAUGCCAGAGUGGCUACAUUAUAGACUAACCUCUUCCUCUGCUGUCAUCUUUCAAUAUUUUGUCAAUUAGUGAUGUAAAACAAUAAUAACUUUAUUUAAUAACGUCAGUAUUUAUAAAUCAGCAUUGAAACUACACUGAUUGAAUCAUGAAUAAAACAGAAAAAUUGUUAGCUGCUCGAAAAAAGCUUAAGGAAUUUCAGUUAAAUAAAGGAAAUCAUCAUCAGGUAGUUAGCCCACCUCAUCAACAUGACACCGCAGAAAAUACCACACAUGAGAUUAACAGCAAUAAAAAUGAGAAUACAAAUGUGCAAUUAUCAAAUGUUGAACAUACUGAAGCAAGUAAAGAUAGCCCGAAACAUUUUUACGUUUCAGAGUUGAAUCAUAAAAAUAAUGAAUCAACAAACGAAAAUGUUCAAGAAAAAAUGUUUUAUGAAGAUACACUACCAGAUGUGUCUGACAGAAAUUUAUUAGACUUUUCACAAGAUGUUCCAGAGACUCCUAAAAUGCCAUUAAUGCUCGAAAUAAAUUCUAACUGUAAUAAUAAUAAUGAACCACAACCAACAAACCAAAAUGGCAAACAUUUUGAUAAUGAAAUGAUUGUACAAAACGCUUUCCAACUUUCUCCUUUUUUACCAGAACAUACGUUUUCAACUGUGCCUACUGUGAAUAGUUUUAGUAACAGUAAACCCGAAGAAGAGUUAUUAUUACCAAGUGACGAAUCAGAAAAUCAAAAUAAAAAUUUAAAUAAAGCCUUGGAAAAUGAAAAAGAUCUUGUUGAUCAGUUGAAUAUUCAAUUAAAUCAAUACAAAGAAAAGAUUUCAGAAUUAGAAUCUUGUUUGGCUGCAAAAAAUACUGAAUUUGAAACUAAAAUUGCUGAGAAAGUGAAUCAUUUACAAGAACAAAUUCAAUUUCAUUCACAAACAACCAGCAUUCUUGUUUCAGAAAAGGCAGAGUUAAAUGCAUCACUUGCUCACGCUCAAACAACAUUGCGACAAAAAUGUAAUGAAGUUGAAGAAUUGACAGAGAAAUUAAAUAAUAAAAAACAUCGUAUCGAUGAAUUAGACAAAGAACUGCAUCAGACUAAAGGUACGCUUGACGAACUAAAACAGUCCCAUCAACAAUUAAAGUAUAAUAAUGAAAGUCUCAAUUACAAUUGUGUAGCAUUACAAAAAGUAAAUGAAGAACAGAAUAUGCAAAUUGCUGAACUGAGGCAGGAAUUAAAUAUUAAAUCUGUAGAAUUGGCUAAUCUUUCUAAGGCUCUAGAAGACAAUAAAAAUUCUCUAUCAUUAGCAGAACUGAAAAUUCAGCAAUUGACAAAUGCUACUCAAGAAGUACGGAUUGUCGAUAAUCAAAGUCAAUUACAUGUAAUGUUGGAGCAACAAUUAGCACAACUGAAGGAAAAUUUAAAAACUAUGACCAUUGAAAAAGAAGAAUUAGGUAAACAUUAUGAGAGUUACGUUAAACAAUUGGAUGCUAAAUAUGAAAAUGCAGUACAAGAAUUAAAAGCUGCACAAGUGGCAGUAAGUGAAUAUAAAGAUCGUGAAGAGAGUUUUGUACAACGUUUGUCUAAUAUGGAACAGCAGUAUCAAAGAGAAAAGCAAAGGGCUGAAUCUUUGCUUCCUUUACAAGACUCGGAAAAUCAAAUAAAGCAUCUUACUCAAAGUAUGGAUUCUUUAGUAUUAGAGCAUGAGACUUUACAAGGAACGUUACGAGAAAAAGAGGCAGAAAUAGACACAUUAAAGGAAGAGUUGAAAGAGCUACGUGAGCUACGAGAUCAGAAUGUAGAAAUUUCAAAAUUGGUACACGCUUUAGAAAGUGAACAAUUAGGCGCAUCAAGGGCUGUGUCUCAAAAUGAACAAUUAAAAAGUCAACUAAGUGAAAUGCAUGAUGCUUUUGUAACACUUAGUAAUUCUAAAUUAAAUUUAACUGAACAGCUUCAAGAUGAACGGUCAGUAGGAAGAAAAUUAAAUAAAGAAUUGAAUAGAGUUGAGAUGGAAAGGGAUACAUUAAGAGAAGAAUUAAAACAAAAAGAUGAAAUCAUUCAGGAAUUAGAAAAAGAAAAAUUGAGAUCUGCCCAAAUUGUUGAUCAGAUGCAACAUUAUCAAGCACAAUCAUACCAGACAAGAACUUUACAGCAAGAGCUUCAAAAUGCAUUGAAUACUAUUGAAGUUUUAAAACAAGAAAAUGCAAAUCUACUAGAGAAACUAAAUAAUUCGAAUCAUACUGAUCAUCGAACAGAAAUACAAGCUGAAGUGAUAGAGAACCGAAGUGAGCCUAAACAACCACCUGAACAAGAUCAAUCUGGUGUUAGAAAUGUUGAGAAUAAAGGCACAGUAAUAGAACAUGAACACAUAAAAGAUACAAAAGAAACUCAAAUUGAUCCAGAUGAACUAGUGUCUGAACCAUUGAUGAAAUUAGAAAAACGAUUUAAAGAAACGAUCGAACGAGUAGCUGAGUUGAGCGAUGAAAAACAAAGAUUGGAGCAUUUAGUGCUCCAACUUCAAGGAGAAACCGAAACGAUAGGAGAGUAUAUUACUUUGUACCAAAAACAACGUGCCAUCCUUCAUUUAAAAGCACAAGAACGUGAGCAAACAUUUCGCCAAUUAAUUGAUCAACGUAAUCAACAACAGGUACAGCUUCAUCAACUGAAAGUUCUUGUUGCUGAUUUAUUGAAAAAUAAGCCUAUUGAUCAUGUUGGUUCGAACAAUAAAGAGAAUAGCUUUAACACACAUGUAGAUAAUAAUGUUACUUCCAAUGGUGCAACUAAUGAGGUAGCGAUUGAAAAAGCUCAAGAAGUAAAAGCAGAUGAAGAAAAAGAAACGAAAGAAAAAAUUUUAGAAUUACUGACCGAAAUUAAAGACUGUAAAGACAAUUGUUCUCUUGAACCGAAUUUCCACCCUUGUCUAUGGUGUUCAGGAAAACUUAUUACAGUUUAACAGUAAAUAAAAGUAAUCAUCAUAUGCAAAUGAGUUACUAAAUAUUCAUGAUUAAUCUGAUUAAUUAAUCUUUCGAAAAUAUUUCUGUUAUUGUAUAUAAUUGGAAGACAAUUUAGCAUUAAAGGGAUGUAAUAUGUAACGAAAGAGAAUAUAAUAACAAUAAUAAAGCUUCAAUUAGUAUUUUAGUAAUAAAAAUAUUUUAAUAUAUUGAUAUAUGAUUAGGCGUGAUUUAUAGAAAGAAAGUUUGUAAUUGUGCUAACCAGUGCAAUACAAAAUUGUGAAACAAUUAAAAAUAACGAAUUUUAUUUUAAAAAAUCAAAAACGAAAAUUUGAUAUUUCAUCUCAUUGGGUGUGUCAUUGUUGAGCGAUAUUACAAAUGAAUUGAAAAUUUUUGUAAUUAAUUAAUGAAAACAGUAAUAUCAA
Messenger RNA from Chelonus insularis, 3365 nucleotides. Its product is annotated as golgin subfamily A member 2-like. The coding region runs from base 153 to 2942 and encodes 929 amino acids. The record is from RefSeq and is a predicted model, not a curated record. Lineage: Eukaryota; Metazoa; Arthropoda; Insecta; Hymenoptera; Braconidae. The transcript is spliced from 5 exons. Gene Ontology annotation, biological process: Golgi organization. Gene Ontology annotation, cellular component: Golgi apparatus; cis-Golgi network; Golgi cis cisterna.